Messenger RNA from Spea bombifrons (plains spadefoot toad), 639 nucleotides. It is a transcript of the gene ISCA1, whose product is annotated as iron-sulfur cluster assembly 1. Gene Ontology annotation, cellular component: mitochondrion; cytoplasm. NCBI's taxonomy places the organism in Eukaryota, Metazoa, Chordata, Amphibia, Anura, Pelobatidae. Gene Ontology annotation, molecular function: 2 iron, 2 sulfur cluster binding. Gene Ontology annotation, biological process: iron-sulfur cluster assembly. The record is from RefSeq and is a predicted model, not a curated record. Bases 121 to 510 code for a protein of 129 amino acids. The transcript is spliced from 4 exons.
CUGCUGUUGCUGCUGGCUCCGGAAUCUGUCAUACGUAUAUACCCUGUUCGCCCUUCGCUUUGGUAUCAGGCUACUUUUGGCCUCUAAUGGAGAAAGGGUGAACGUACCAAAAGCAACAACAUGUCUGCCUCAGUGGUGAGAGCGACUAUUAGGGCGGUUAGCAAGAGGAAGCUACAGGCCACCCGUGCCGCCCUUACUCUGACACCUUCUGCUGUAAAUAAAAUAAAACACUUACUUCAAGAUAAACCAGACAAUAUUGGGUUAAAGGUAGGAGUGCGUACAAGAGGCUGCAAUGGUUUAUCAUACUAUCUGGAAUAUGCAAAGUCCAAAGGAACAUCUGAUGAAGAGGUAGUUCAAGAUGGCGUGAGAGUGUUCAUAGAGAAGAAAGCACAGCUAACUCUACUGGGAACGGAAAUGGACUAUGUAGAAGAUAAACUCUUCAGUGAAUUUGUUUUUAAUAAUCCAAACAUCAAGGGGACAUGUGGAUGCGGUGAAAGCUUCAACAUUUGACACAAAAGCAGCCUGUCUGCAUUCAGCAUACUAACAUUAAGUUCUGGUGUAGGCUUUUGUGGUAAAGCACCAUAGAGCAUGCUUGACUUGAGCUAAUAAAGACUGUUUUGUGAACAGUGAUAAACAACA